Daldinia childiae is the source of this 984-nucleotide messenger RNA. Its product is annotated as Deoxyhypusine hydroxylase. Gene Ontology annotation, molecular function: deoxyhypusine monooxygenase activity. The transcript has 2 exons. Lineage: Eukaryota; Fungi; Ascomycota; Sordariomycetes; Xylariales; Hypoxylaceae. The coding region runs from base 1 to 984 and encodes 327 amino acids. The record is from RefSeq and is a predicted model, not a curated record. Gene Ontology annotation, biological process: peptidyl-hypusine biosynthetic process.
AUGGCAUCCGAUACAGAUACACUAGCAACUAUUGCGAGCCUUCGCGAAUCUCUUUGCUCCGAAGCUACCCCACUACCCGUCCGAUUCCGUGCCCUCUUCUCACUUAAGCAUCUCGCACGACACGAGACUGAUGACCGAGCCCUCGGAGCUAUCGAAGCUAUUGCAGCCGCCUUCAUAUCGCCAUCGGCACUGCUCAAACAUGAGUUGGCUUACUGUUUAGGCCAAUCCGCUAACCUAGCAGCUGUCCCCCACCUUCAGAAAGUCCUAGCAGAUCUGCAAGAGGACCCCAUGUGCCGCCACGAAGCAGCGGAGGCCUUGGGUGCUCUUGGCGAUGCUGGGAACUUGGAGAUUCUGCGCAAGUAUCGUGAUCGUGAGGGAGAAGACGUUGCUGUUAAGGAGACCUGCGAGAUUGCUAUCGACCGAAUCGAAUGGGAGAACUCGGAACAACGAAAGGCGGAAAAGCUUCACCAAAGCGACUUCGCUUCUGUUGACCCAGCUCCUCCGAUGCCCGACUCUACGCAGACUGUCCAAGAACUAGAGAAGAGCUUAAUGGACACGAGCCAACCCCUCUUCCUCAGAUACCGUGCCAUGUUUGCACUCCGUGAUCUUGCAUCGCCGCCGGACCUCCCGACAGCUGUUCCCGCCGUCCAUGCCUUGGCCAAGGGAUUCGCAGACCCGUCGGCCCUAUUUCGCCACGAGAUUGCGUUCGUCUUUGGCCAGCUCUCCCACCCGGCUUCGAUCCCAGCCCUCACCGCAGCAUUAAGCAACCUCAAGGAAGCUAGCAUGGUGAGGCACGAGGCGGCGGAGGCGCUUGGAAGCCUUGGUGAGGAAGAAGGCGUCGAAGAAACCUUGAAGCGAUUCCUUCACGACGAAGAGAAAGUCGUGCGCGAGAGCAUCAUCGUUGCUCUAGACAUGGCUGACCACGAGCAAUCAAAUCAAGCAGAGUACGCACUCAUUCCGGAGGCUCCAAAGGUAGUAGCAUAG